Chenopodium quinoa (quinoa) is the source of this 1049-nucleotide messenger RNA. Its product is annotated as ubiquitin-conjugating enzyme E2 4-like. The record is from RefSeq and is a predicted model, not a curated record. The transcript is spliced from 7 exons. Gene Ontology annotation, molecular function: ubiquitin conjugating enzyme activity. Bases 224 to 775 code for a protein of 183 amino acids. Gene Ontology annotation, biological process: protein polyubiquitination; ubiquitin-dependent protein catabolic process. Gene Ontology annotation, cellular component: nucleus. Lineage: Eukaryota; Viridiplantae; Streptophyta; Magnoliopsida; Caryophyllales; Amaranthaceae.
CUCUGACAAUAGUGAUAGGUGUCAAAAAAUGAAAAGAGAGAAUCUUCAAAAUGCAAGCCAUCUAUUUUUUCAAGAUUAUUUUAACCAAAUAUUAAUCUAAUUAAUUUAACCAAAUAUUUAUUAAUACUAAAUGAAAAAAAUAAUACUGUAAUACUAUUUGCAUUAAGAAAAUAGGCCCUCAUUUGAAAACCCUCAAUUUGAUUACUGCAAAAAAGGAGCAACCAUGUCUUCCCCAAGUAAACGACGAGAGAUGGACUUGAUGAAACUGAUGAUGAGUGAUUACAAAGUGGAGAUGAUUAAUGAUGGUAUGCAAGAAUUCUAUGUGGAAUUUCACGGGCCCGCCGAAAGUCCGUAUCAUGGAGGUGUGUGGAGGAUUAGGGUUGAGCUUCCAGAUGCUUACCCAUACAAAUCUCCAUCUAUAGGGUUUAUAAACAAGAUAUACCAUCCCAAUGUUGACGAGAUGUCAGGUUCAGUCUGUCUUGAUGUCAUUAAUCAGACUUGGAGUCCGAUGUUUGAUUUGGUAAAUGUUUUUGAGGUGUUCCUCCCACAGCUUCUGUUGUACCCCAACCCUUCAGACCCCCUUAAUGGAGAGGCUGCUGCUCUGAUGAUGCGAGAUCGAGCUGCGUAUGACCAAAGAGUUAAAGAAUACUGUGAGAAGUAUGCAAAGCCAGAAGAUGCAGGAGCUGCUCCAGAAGAAAAGAGUAGCGAUGAGGAGCUGAGCGAGGAUGAAUAUGCUUCGAGUGAUGAAGCAAUGGUGGGUGAAGCAGAUCCGUAGUUGCAUGUACUCAGUUCAUCUCAUUGAAUUUACUGUAUCUGUACAUUAUCUAUCAAGUAGGUCUGGUUGAAUCAAUCCCCAACACUAAUGUAAAGACUGUCUGUUGGGAAUUAUUUGUUGGGGGGGAAGUGACUGUCCCCAAGUUCCUUUAAUUUGUUCAAUCUGUCUUUGUAAAUAAAUGUACGCUCUGUCUAUUUAAUAUUCACGCACAAUUGUUUAGAUUUCUAAUUGUUCGAGGUCCGAUUUGCUGGUAGUGUACUUGUUUUCCUCCUCA